AGCUUGCAGCUAAGAAUUAAAUUAAUUUCGAAGAUGUCUCACUUAAAUCAUUUUACAAAGUAAGACUUCUUCUUAACUCUGUUAGAUACAAGUUUUAUCACCCGUACAAGCCUGAAGGAGAUCAAACAGGUCAAACAAGGAGGAAGUUAGAAAGACUUUUAAUGGAGAAUAAUAGCACAAAAAGCUGUUGAGAAAAUCUCAAAAAUAUAAUCCCCUGUGAAGACCACCUGCAGGUCUGAAUACAAUGCUCUACUGUGUAUGUAUCAAAACUAGAGCAUUCUCAGAAAUCUACUCAGCUGAGAAGCAAGUAUAAUCACACAGUGAAAGAGAAAACUGAGACUUUUGUGUGUGAUGAAGAAAUAAAUCCCCCAAAAUAUUUUCGAAGAUCUCUGAAGGAUGAACAACAAGCACCUAGAAUGAGAUCUUAUUCUCAAAGAAUUGUGUUCGAGGAGCAUCUUCCCAGUGUCUAUAUGUACUAUUUCAAAGAUUGCAGGUUCAGUAUCAAGCAGAGAGAAAGAAUAUGUACUCUUGCAUUCUCAUAUUUCAUACAAAUGUGAGUGAACCUCAAGAAUUUGGAAGAAAGAGACUUAGACAUGCUAGUGAUAACAUGUUUACUCCUGGCUUCAAAACUGGAUGAAAUCGAUGAUCACCUUCCCUCGUUUGAGUACAUGGUCUCACACUAUAACAAAUCCUCGUACAGGAUAAUGCACUAUGGAUCGAGAUUAACAAAGCACGGACACUUUCAGCAUUCAAGGCUUGAAGAAUGUUGCUUAAAAACUUUAGAAUGGAAUUUAAACCAAACUACAGUAAACGAUUUCCUCAAUUCCUUAUUUACACAAGGAAUAGUCCUUUCGACAGAUAAGCCUAAAUAAACAAGUUCAGGAUUAUGGUGAUGAAGAUGACAUGAAUGCCAACAGUGGAAUCAUCACUGAAGAUUUAAUCAGGUUGAUCAAAUCAACAGCGAAUUACUUCUGAAAUUUAAUUCAUUUCAUUCUACCUCUGCUGAACUACAAAGCUUCACUCUUGGCAGCAUCUUGUGUUUAUCUAGCUAGAGAUAGCCACGUGAAUCCCACUUGGAGUAAGGAUCUUGUCAAACUCACUACUUAUGAUAAAUCAGAUAUGGAAGAGUGAAUAGACCUCAUGGUUGCUCAUCUAAAUACAGUCAAGCUUGGUGGGAAGAUUUUUGAUAUUUCGUAUAUUAUUGGCAAAGCUCCUUUCGAAGUAAACUCAUUCUACUCUCCAAUCAAACCUCCUAGAGAAGAAGCUAGUGCUGAAAAACAGGAAGAGAAGAAAGAAAACUUGAGAGAUAAAAAGAUAGCAUCUUACAGCCCAAAAAGAUCAAUUCCAAAACCUGAUAUUCAAAGCCAAAAGCAUAAGACCGAAGCUAAAGUAAAGCAGAAGCUCACCAAAAAUGACAGUAAAACCGACAUCCUCCUAAACGAAAGCCCCUAUCUCACCAACAGAAUCCUCCAUACGAUCAAUACACAAAGCUACGGAAUCCCUUGCAGCACCAAAAACCAGCUCGCUCCAGUCAUGGCCAAGCCUCAUCAACGCAAACUUUACAAUAUAAAACCUCAAAAACUCUUCAAAUAAAAAGCAAAUUUUCGAUAAAUCCCACUCAAACUACAGAAGCCAGAUCGGACUGAACUCUCACCGCAGAGAAAUAAUCACUCGGCCAAAUGAAAGCUUCCUCUAUCUUCCGUCCAAGUCUCACUUGGCAAGAGGAGCUCUCCCUCUUGAACAGAGGAGCCGGUCGAGGAUCCAAGGCGGGAACCCGCCUUGUAGCGGCUCCUUUGUGACUCAGAGAGGGGGAGAGUUCUUUUAUCAGCCUGAGAAGAGGAUCAAGAAGGCUAUGAGUCGAAGGAAUAUUGCUAUUGUGGAGAAUACCACUGUAAUGCAAGGAUUAGAGAGAGGGAAGCAGCCAAGGCAAGCAAAGAUUUUUAGUGACAAGAAAGAACAACAGAGUGACAAACUUCUGGCGAACCAUCUGAAGAAAUAUAGCUUAGCAAUGAUGCAUGAGAAAGAUGAGGAUACAUCUCUGAACAAAAGGUUUGACUUAGCAACUGUAGAGCAGAUAUAAAAGAAGUUAACGACUCAGAAAAUGCUGACCAGAGUCCGAGUGUUCAGCAGUUUGUAAGGAGAAGAAAAUUUCCACAUUGGAAUGGAGAAUCAAUUGAUCAUGAAACACUUCCUUCUGUCUCAAAGUUAUCUUCGCAUACUGAAUUAAAUUCAGCCAAGAAGCCUCAAUUAAAGCCAACUCUUCGUUUUCUACAAGACGGAAUAAGCUAUUCUUACAAAAAGAACAAGUAUGUCAGAAAUAAUCGGGCCUAAUCUUGUCCCUAAAGUUUUCUUAAAAUUCA
This is a messenger RNA of Moneuplotes crassus, 2360 nucleotides long. NCBI's taxonomy places the organism in Eukaryota, Ciliophora, Spirotrichea, Euplotida, Euplotidae. The record is from the annotation of a GenBank genome assembly.